CCCGGUCCCCACCCUGGUUUCUUUAAAUACCCACCACCACCAAGGCGAACCGUUACACGGGAAAGAAACGGGGAUGUGUUGACGUUAGUCGAUAUCUUCAACAACGUGAAUACCUUCACAUUUUAGUUUUUAGACUUCUAACAUGGAGCUGGACCGGCGGUUGUUGCUAGCCCACUGCACGGCUCACGCCCUGUCGAUGGUGGCGGGCUUGCUGGUGGUCGUCCCCAUGGCUCUCAAUGGCUCCGCGUUCAAAGGCCGAUGCGCACUCUUCUCCGCCGGCUACUGGAGGACAGAGGACCGGGCCGAGCUGACGGGGCAGCCUGAAGACGUGUCUCACCUGGUGGUACAGCAGUGGGGCCCACCGGCGGCCUGCCAGUUCGUCACAUUUGUCGGUAUUUUUACGGUGCUGUACGGGGCCGCGCAGAGCUGGAGAUGCCUCUUCUAUCUGCACGGACGCCAUGACGACACCCUGUUUUCCUCCUUCCUGACGGUGCUGCUGAGUGUGUGUGUGCUCUUCCUGUCUGGAGGGGCCAGUGUUAUCUUGUCUCUGGGUUUGGUCUCCUGGUGUGACACCGUGACUGAUGACAACACGCGGCCAUACAGCUGUGCAGAGUCCCAGUCCGUUCCCCUCUACUUGGAUGUGGACACCUCCUCUUUCUACACAGAGCUCAGUCUGGCACAGGUGGGAGCGCUCAGACAGUAA
Micropterus dolomieu (smallmouth bass) is the source of this 703-nucleotide messenger RNA. RefSeq names its product Transmembrane protein 179-like. The record is from RefSeq and is a predicted model, not a curated record. NCBI's taxonomy places the organism in Eukaryota, Metazoa, Chordata, Actinopteri, Centrarchiformes, Centrarchidae. Bases 143 to 703 code for a protein of 186 amino acids. The transcript has 3 exons.